AGCCCGGUACACCCUGACGGCCCUAAGCAAGUCUUGGGACCAAACACCGUGCGAGUUUUCCCGUCUCCCUCAAGCACUCAUCUGCCAGAGCCACUAGAUCCCGUAAACAUAGUUAUCUCAUAGCACAAUCAAAUGGCGAUUCGCGCCUUUUCAAGAUCAAGAGUAGCAAAACUCAGUACAGUACUCUUUCAAAAUCUCCCAAAUCAAUUAAUACAUCGGAAUUCAUUGCCUUCAAACCCCCAAAUCCCAGCUUCAGAAUCAAAUAUUUUAUACAAUCGCGUUUAUGGGCUGAGGCAAUACCACGACGGUAGGCCGAGAGGGCCACUCUGGAGAGGCAAGAAGCUGAUUGGAAAAGAAGCCCUUUUUGUAAUACUAGGAUUAAAGAGGUUUAAAGAUGACGAAGAGAAGCUUCAGAAGUUCAUAAAAACCCAUGUUUUGAGGCUCUUAAAAAUGGACAUGAUUGCUGUCCUUACUGAGCUAGAGCGCCAGGAAGAGGUCUCUUUAUCUAUCCAGAUGCAGGAAUGUAAUAUGGCAUUGAUCAUUUUACUCGGGUUAUGGUCAUAUCAUAAAAAAUUUCAGGUGUUUCAAGUGAUUCAAAAGCAAGACUGGUAUAAGCCCGAUGUCUAUCUCUACAAGGAUUUGGUCAUUGCAUUAACAAGAACUGGGAAAAUGGACGAAGCCAUGAAGCUGUGGGAAGCUAUGAGAAACGAGAAUUUGUUCCCGGAUUCUCAAAUGUAUACAGAAGUCAUUAGGGGCUUCUUGAGGGAUGGGUCUCCUGCUGAUGCAAUGAAUAUAUAUGAGGACAUGAAGAAGUCACCAGAUCCACCAGAGGAAUUACCAUUUAGGAUUUUGUUAAAGGGGCUUUUACCACACCCACUUCUUAGGAACAGAGUGAAGCAAGAUUAUGAAGAGCUUUUCCCUGAAAAACAUGUUUAUGAUCCUCCAGAAGAGAUAUUUGGCGUGUACUAAGCUAAAACUCAUCCUUCACUUUAUCAAAGGGCAGCAUCAUACUUCAAGUUCAACCACUUCAAGUCAUGACAAUGACAGACAGAAGAUGGUACUAUGCGCUAUUUUACUGCGAGGAAGGAGAGGAUUGGCUCUUCAACGCUAGUAUACAUCCCACAUUGCCAUUGUUUACUUUUAGAGCCUCAAGCUGUGGACUUCUCUAUUGUUCCUAUCUUCUAAGAUGGAGCUGAAAGGUGGAAGCUGGAGGAUUCUUUGUAUACUGUUAUGUCUUUAAAUACCUGUUAUACCAGCUUCUUGUGGAUUCUCUUCAUUUUGGUAUUGAUUAAUGAUUUACUUGUUCAAUUGAACAUUUCAACGAGUCAUUAUUAGUCUUUUGA
Molecule: messenger RNA, 1343 nt
Organism: Manihot esculenta (cassava)
Lineage: Eukaryota; Viridiplantae; Streptophyta; Magnoliopsida; Malpighiales; Euphorbiaceae
Product: protein THYLAKOID ASSEMBLY 8-like, chloroplastic
Exons: 3
Coding region: 133-969 (278 amino acids)
Molecular function (GO): protein binding
Source: RefSeq, a predicted model, not a curated record